GUUGCCUCAUAACCUGUGAAGAUGGUUCACAAGAAACAUACAAUGGAUGCAUAAUGGCCACCCAUGCUCCAGAUGCUUUGAAAAUUUUGGGAAAACAAGCAACAUAUGAUGAAAUGAGGAUACUUGGUGCUUUUCAAUAUGUCUAUAGUGAUGUUUUUCUUCAUUGUGACAAAAAUUUAAUGCCCAAAAACCCAGCAGCAUGGACUGCAUGGAAUUUUCUUGGAGCUAUGGAUAACAAAGUAUGUGUGACAUAUUGGCUCAAUGUGCUCCAGAAUCUUUGUGAGACAGGGCUACCUUAUCUGGUAACUCUAAAUCCAUCACAUACCCCAGAACAUACACUGCUCAAGUGGUCAACCGGCCAUCCAUUCCCAUCAGUUGCUGCAUCAAAAGCAUCAUUUGAGCUUGAUCACAUUCAAGGGAAAAGAGGAAUAUGGUUCUGUGGAGCAUACCAAGGUGAGUUUGUUUCAUUGUUGCUGGACUGGGAUGAUGUUCACAGCGUUGAUUUCUGUUUAUGGCGUGGCGUCUUCUGUGACAAUGUCACCCUAUCUGUUGUUUCUCUGAAUUUGUCAAAUUUGAACUUGGGUAGGGAGCUUUCACCAGCCAUUAGAGACUUGAAGAAUCUACGGUUCAUUUGAAAUAUUUUCAAGGAUUUUCAGGGGAACAAAUUAACUGGUCAAAUUCCUGAUGAGAUAGGCAACUGUGUUUCUCUGAUGCUAGUGUAAAAUUUCAUCUUCUUUCUUCAUUGCAAUUUUAUUUACAUAUAUGUGGAUGUAUUAAUAUCUUCUUCCGUCUGUAGGUGAUUAAGAUUUUUAGUCUUAUUUUAAUGAUUUAUUAUUUUUUUUAAUAUCUUAUUUUUUAGUUUGUAAUGAUUUUAAUGAUUCUCGAUUCGAUUCAAUUCAC
Messenger RNA from Camellia sinensis, 900 nucleotides. NCBI's taxonomy places the organism in Eukaryota, Viridiplantae, Streptophyta, Magnoliopsida, Ericales, Theaceae. The record is from RefSeq and is a predicted model, not a curated record.